AUUGCGAGUAUCUAUUUCUGCUGUUUAAGGAAGAGUUUGCGGACUGGAUAUCAGAUAUUUUCGGCAAAAUCAAAACGGUGUAUACACAGGCAGAAAAGAUAA
Molecule: messenger RNA, 102 nt
Organism: Blumeria graminis f. sp. triticale
Lineage: Eukaryota; Fungi; Ascomycota; Leotiomycetes; Helotiales; Erysiphaceae
Source: the annotation of a GenBank genome assembly